Phaeoacremonium minimum UCRPA7 is the source of this 945-nucleotide messenger RNA. RefSeq names its product putative carrier protein. Gene Ontology annotation, molecular function: ATP:ADP antiporter activity. The transcript has 5 exons. Bases 1 to 945 code for a protein of 314 amino acids. Gene Ontology annotation, biological process: mitochondrial ADP transmembrane transport; mitochondrial ATP transmembrane transport. Gene Ontology annotation, cellular component: mitochondrial inner membrane. The record is from RefSeq and is a predicted model, not a curated record. Lineage: Eukaryota; Fungi; Ascomycota; Sordariomycetes; Togniniales; Togniniaceae.
AUGUCUGUUGAGAAGGGAACCGUCAUGGGCAUGCCGCCCUUCGUGGCCGACUUCUUGAUGGGUGGUGUUUCCGCCGCCGUCUCGAAGACCGCUGCCGCUCCCAUCGAGCGUGUCAAGCUUCUCAUCCAGAACCAGGAUGAGAUGAUCAAGGCUGGCCGUCUUGACCGCCGAUAUGCUGGUAUCGCUGACUGCUUCCGCCGCACCACCGCCGAUGAGGGUGUCAUGUCCCUGUGGCGUGGUAACACUGCCAACGUCAUCCGAUACUUCCCGACCCAGGCUCUGAACUUCGCUUUCCGUGACAAGUUCAAGGCCAUGUUCGGUUACAAGAAGGACCGUGAUGGCUACGCCAAGUGGAUGGCUGGUAACCUGGCCUCCGGUGGUGCUGCUGGUGCCACUUCUCUGCUCUUCGUCUACUCCCUCGACUACGCCCGUACCCGUCUUGCCAACGACGCCAAGUCUGCCAAGAAGGGUGGUGAGCGUCAGUUCAACGGUCUCGUUGAUGUCUACCGCAAGACUCUGGCUUCUGAUGGUAUUGCUGGUCUGUACCGUGGUUUCGGUCCUUCCGUCCUUGGUAUUGUCGUCUACCGUGGUCUGUACUUCGGCAUGUACGACUCCAUCAAGCCCGUUCUCCUGGUCGGUCCCCUCGCCAACAACUUCCUUGCCUCCUUCCUUCUCGGUUGGUGCGUCACCACCGGUGCCGGUAUCGCCUCUUACCCUCUUGACACUGUCCGUCGACGAAUGAUGAUGACCUCUGGUGAGGCCGUCAAGUAUAGCAGCUCGUUCGAUGCCUUCAAGCAGAUCGUUGCCAAGGAGGGUGUCAAGUCUCUCUUCAAGGGUGCUGGUGCCAACAUCCUCCGUGGUGUCGCUGGUGCUGGUGUGCUGUCCAUCUAUGACCAGCUCCAGGUCCUGAUGUUCGGCAAGGCCUUCAAGGGCGGUUCCGGUUAA